Molecule: messenger RNA, 501 nt
Organism: Aplosporella prunicola CBS 121167
Lineage: Eukaryota; Fungi; Ascomycota; Dothideomycetes; Botryosphaeriales; Aplosporellaceae
Exons: 2
Coding region: 1-501 (166 amino acids)
Biological process (GO): regulation of transcription by RNA polymerase II
Cellular component (GO): mediator complex
Molecular function (GO): transcription coregulator activity
Source: RefSeq, a predicted model, not a curated record
AUGGCAGACAUACUUACCCAGCUGCAGGAUGCCUUGGACAUUCUCCUCCAGCAAUUCUACGCCAGCCUGGUCUACACGUCAACGCGCCACCCCUACGCCGACAUUCCCGGCCAGCCACACGACGCCGACCGCGACCUGAAUAGCAGCAAUAACGCGAACCAAUCCGGCGGCGACGGUCAGCAACAGCCUGGCAACGUGGCCGACGCGGGCGGAGCGGCCGGGGCCCUGACGGAGCGACCCCGCUCUCCGCCCCCCGAUCCCUCCUUCACGGCGACGCAGCACGAGAUCGCGCAGGACGUGGUGCUAAACAUGGCGCGCAUCGGGGCGCUGAUCGACCGGCUUCCGGGGAUUGGGUCGAGCGAGCGCGAGCAGGUGGACCGCAUGGCGGAGCUAGACCGUCAGCUGCGCGAGGUGGAGGCUGAGCGCGCCGAGGCAGUGGGCGAAAAAGAACGGCUGGUGGCUCUGCUUGAUGAGCGGAUCGUGGGGGUCAGGCGGCCAUGA